AUGAAUAACCUCCCCAUCGAGCUCUUAGAGCAAAUAUGCACCACUCUCUGUCCCCAUUGCACACACAUCGAUAGAAAUGACCGCACCUCAUGCUGCCGAGCGCUAGCAUCCCUCUCUUGCACAAACCAACUCCUCCGCGCCAUCGCCCAACCAAUCCUCUUCCAUCGUCUGAAACUUAGUAGAAGAUCUUCUUGUGCGUUUCUGCGCAUGCUCUAUGAGCGGCCACACUUGGCUUCGAAAGUUAAGCAACUAUCUCCCUUGUGGCAACAAUUAUUCUUUGAUGGCUCAGAUGAAGACCAUCAAAUCCUCGAGCGGGCCGCGCGAGAAUUACUUCUUGACAUAGACGGCAACACCGGCUUUGACGAAUUAUAUGGAGAUAAUCCCCCGAAACAUUUCCUAACCGAACUCAUGAUUGCGUUGCUGCCAAACCUAGAAUCGUUUGUGGCGGAGAUCGAAUACAGCAUCCCGGAUGAAGAUCUGGCAACUUUCUAUCGGUUUUUGGAUAGUCGAUUCAAAAGACUUGAACCCCAAAAUGGCGGUAUCUCGGGGCUUCCGAAUAUUCGUGCCUUGGGGUUUACGAAGGAGGGUAGUUGGGGAUUUAGUCUGGCCACCCCCGGGAUUGCGGUGUUGUUGAAUGCCGCCCCAAAUUUGGAAAGGUUGGUGUUUGAUGGGACACAUGGAGUCGGAGGGGUGUAUCGGGAAUGGGUUGAGAAUAUGGAUCUUAUGGCUUCAGGGUUAAGGAAUUUGAGGGUGUUGUCUAUUACGAAUUCGGUGCUGGGGAAUAAUGAGGAAGAUUUUGAGUUUGGACAGUUGAGGCGGAUUGUGCAGCUUUGUACUAGGUUGGAGGUGUUUCGAUUUAAUAGUAUUGGUCUGUUUCCGAAUGAGCUGGAUGAUGGUCAUUUACCUCCAGGGAGGUUUGUUGAGGCGCUUGACUCUGUCAAGGAGACGUUGACAGGGCUCGAUAUUGAUAUUGGGGAGUCGUGCCCUCCUGAACCGGCUGAUGACUGGAUGUUGACUAGCCAAUCCAUGACUUCAUUCGAACGUCUCGAGUCCCUACGACUAGAUGAAUUAUCGUUUUGUCUCCACUGGGUAGAUGUCGUGACGGACCGGAGUCCGAGGUCGAGCACAACAUGCCUGACUGAUAUUCUGCCCGAGACAGUACGAUUCUUGACGGUGAGACUCGUUCACGAAGGACAAGCCUGGAAUGAUCUUUGCCAUCUUGCUCAUCUCGCGGACAAGGAAUUCCCGCGGCUGGAAUCCGUGAUUGUUGAACAAAACGAGACCUGGGGUGGGCGAACGAUGAAGCAUGCAGUACGGGAAGCAUUUGAACAGUCUCGGGCGAGAUUGUCUUUUGUUGAUAGGGGCUACUACUAUGGUGAGGAAACGCAAUUUGAUGAUGUGUAUGAUUACGAUAGGUGA
Talaromyces marneffei is the source of this 1419-nucleotide messenger RNA. RefSeq lists its product as uncharacterized. The coding region runs from base 1 to 1419 and encodes 472 amino acids. The record is from RefSeq and is a predicted model, not a curated record. Lineage: Eukaryota; Fungi; Ascomycota; Eurotiomycetes; Eurotiales; Trichocomaceae. The transcript has a single exon.